AAUUAUCACCCACCACAAUCUUUGAAACUCAUCUACAUUGCCCAGCUCCAAUCCUCAGACUUAGAUUAUCACCAUGGCCUUCUUUUCGCCCGUUGAUGCCCCGGAGCAUGUGCAAAAGCUCCUAUCCUCCCUCCACAAGGUCUCGCUUGAGCAAGAAGCCGCCAUUUCCAAGACUGGAAAGGUCAUGUCAUCGGACGUCUUAGGCGACUUGGAGGAUAAGCUGUCGCACGGCACCGCUCGGGGCGAGUUUGACAAGCUCAUGCUUGAUAAAUUCAUUGCCCUUGAUGAGGACAAAUGUCAGUUCGUGUACCAGCUAAUCAACGCCACUGGGGCAACGAACAUUAUCGAGGCUGGGACUAGCUUUGGAGUCAGCACAAUCUAUCUCGCCCUUGCCGUAGCUAAGACCAAAGCUGCCCUUGGGAAACCGGGAACAGUCAUUGCUACUGAGAAAGAGACGGAAAAGGCAGAUAUUGCAAGGAAAUACUGGAAGCAAUGUGGUGAGGUGGUAGAGAGUCAGAUUGACUUGCGAGUUGGAGACUUGCUCGAGACGCUGAAGCGGGAUCUGCCCGAAGUGGACCUCCUCCUUCUUGAUAUUUGGUCGGUACUCGCCCUCCCAACCCUCAAGAUCGUCCAGCCUAAGCUUCGAUAUGGUGCCGUCGUUUUAACGGAUAAUACUAUCUCUGGCGCGGAAGGCUAUGCCGACUUGCUAUCAUACCUCCGGUCACCAGAAAAUGGCUUCCGCAACAUGACUCUGCCAUUCACAAACGGUUUCGAAAUGAGUGUCUACCUACCCUCACGCACGACUACAAAGGUGUAAGGCUGGAAUUUUUUCUGCAUGAGAAUUAAGUAAUUGGUUCUAGAUUGGUGGCAGGGGGGAUUGUAAAUUUCAGUAGGGAGUUAGAAC
Ilyonectria robusta is the source of this 904-nucleotide messenger RNA. Its product is annotated as putative O-methyltransferase. The transcript has 2 exons. Lineage: Eukaryota; Fungi; Ascomycota; Sordariomycetes; Hypocreales; Nectriaceae. The record is from RefSeq and is a predicted model, not a curated record. Gene Ontology annotation, molecular function: O-methyltransferase activity. Bases 74 to 817 code for a protein of 247 amino acids.